UACAAAAACUGUGCCACACGUAAAGUAUUCCGAUGCAUCAUACAGUUGCUAAACAACAACAGCAAAAAGCUGUUUUUGAAUAUAUAUUCCUCACAUUUUUGUAUUCUAAUUAAAUUAAUCCAGAUGUCUGACACAAUGGGUGAGUGGCAGGUCGCACGCCGACGAAAAGGUGCGUCCAAAAGUUUAAAGAGUUUACGUGUGUCUCCAACGUGCUGUCAAACCCCGUUGGAUGUGGGUAAAACUAUCAAGCGGAUCAAAGAAAUCGUGGCUGAACUCAAAUGUGAAGAAGUUUGGAAAGAAUGGAAAGAUCAGAUCCUACCAUCUUUGAACCACAAGAAAAUUAAGGACUCAGCAGAAAAAUUCCACGAGAGUUUGGAUGACAAAAUAAGUCCACUUCAAUGUGUGUGUUAUGGCUUGGGCACCUUUUCCUCGAGUGUGUCUGCACGCUACCAGCUGGCCAUGAUGCUCUUGCUCCUGGAUGCAGGAAAGAUUCUACUCAAAGACUGUUUUGUUUUUGAUCCUGCUUUCUCCUCUGGAGAAAAAGAUGUCCUGAGAGCUUUGGGUCUGACUGUUCUCUCAGAAAAUGAGGAGGGGAAGCGACUGGCCACCAAACCUACCCUCUUUUACCUGAUGCAUUGUGGGAAAGCCUUAUACAACAACCUGCUGUGGAAGAACUGGAGUGCACAAUGUUUGCCCCUCUUGAUGAUAAUAGGAAACAGCUUUAGCAGCAUGAGAGAGAGGAUGCUUGAGAGAGAAUUUCAGAGGGACUACAGAUACAUCAGCCAGGCAGUGACUGUAUGUGAAGACAGACAGCUAACCUGUCCAUCUCGUCUUUUGGACGUCUUCGGUGACACUGCACUCAUCACUUUUAAGUCUAGCGCCCUUUUUGGUCUGCCAAAGUCUACUUGGACAGAGACGCCUGAACCAUUAUACCAGCACUGCCCGGAUUUGGAGAUAAUACAAAACGAACCCAUAAAAAUGAGUGACAGUUAAGGGUGGCAGCUUUUCUCUUAUAUGGUGGACACAAAGCACUGCUGGAUAGAUAGAUGCACCAGAGCAGCGAUGUGAUAACCAUGGACAAUUAGAGAAGCAGUAUCUUUUUUUUUUUUUUUUUUAAACCAACCCAAAAUAAUGAAUUAAGUAAAGGAAAACAAGUGCUUAAUCAAAAUAGGUUUAUCUGUGCUAUAGUAGUUCUAAUAAUAAGCACAACAGUAUGACCAGUGUUUUCAUUGUUUGUGACUACACUCUAGUAGUCAUUUUAGAACAAUACACAAGCCUGCAGCUAGGUGGCAGCAUUGCUCAGUCUAACUUACAUACUCCCUGUUCUACCCAGUAGAAGUAGUAAGUACACAGUAGUAAAAAACAAACAAAUGCACCCUACCUUGUCCAAAUUUCCCCAAAGUUCUCCUAAUUGUUUGUGCUCCAAAGUGUUGGUUUUUUUUCAUUAGGUAUUUUAGGUCAUUAAUGUUUUAUAGUUUUUAUGUCAACGUGAAAUUAUUUAUUACUGGCCUUCUAAACAUGACAAAAUCUCCCCAAACUUGUCCCAUUCGUUUGUGCUCCAAUUGUCUGCAAAACAUUUCUGUCUAACUAUUAUGUUUUUGAAGUUACUAACAAUGAAUGAUUCAUAACCAGCUACAUAAAACGUUAAUAACAUUAAAACUAUAAUAGAUCCAAAAUAUUUGCACAGUUGCCAGACAAUUUGGACUCAUUUGGGUGGAUUUUGAGAAGGUGGUCAUGAAUCAUAAAACGUUAACAACUUUAAAAACUAUUAUAGUUAAAGCGUAGCUUUUUGCAGCACCAACUAUUGGGUCAAGUUUGAGGAGAUUUUGCCUAUUAUGAAUCAUAACACGUUAAUAAUAUAAAAAACAGUAAAUGUUAAUACAUUAAACUAUUAUCAGUUAAUCCAAAAAUGUUUGCUGCACAAACGUUUGGGACUUUAUGUGAAGGUGGGAGAGCUGGUUAUGAAUCAUAAUUUAUCAAUAACUUUAAAACUAUAUUAGUUAGACGAAAACGUUUUCCACCAGUUUGGGGAGAUUUUGACAUAGUUGGAGGGCUGGUUACGAAUAAUAACACAUUAAUAUCAUAAAAAACAAAUGACUCAAAAAACGUAAUGGCACAAAAAAACAUUUUUGCAGCACAAACGAUUGGGACGAGUUUGGGGGAAUUUGGACAAGGUGGUGGGCGGCAACUUCCCACAGGUAAAUCACAAAACAUUAAUAACUUAAAAACUAUGAUAAAUGAAAAGGUUUUGCAGCACAAACCAAUGACCAAGUUUGGCGAGGUUGUGCAAAAAAACUUAGAACGUUAAUAACUUAAAAAUCUAAUAAACCAAAAAAUUUUGCAGCUCAAACGAUUGGAACUGGAUUAGGGAGAUUUUGACAAGGUGCCGGUGUCUGGUUAUGAAUUUUGAAACGUUAAGAACUUAAAAACUACAAUCGGCAGACAAAAACAUUUUACAGCACCCAACGAAUGGGGGACACAAGUUUGCGGUGAUUUUGACAAGUGUUCUACUAGUUAGAAAAUUGAUUUUAGAAUAAGUUAAUAUCCGUGCCGCACAAACGAUUGGGAAAAGUUUGGGGAGAGUUGGGCGGGGUGUGAGGGUGGGGCACUUCACACAGGUUUGGAUUCACCGCAUGUAUAACAUGAUAUGAGGAAAUACCAAACAAAUGAAGACGGCAUAUACACACCACUUUUAUUAAUAGGAAAUUAUUUUCAACGAAAACUGGAUGAAAAUAAUUUUGUAAGCACAACAUUGGUAAAUAUAAAAAAAGCCCUCCUAUAAAGUCACCCACCGCAUUGCAAGGUGCAAAAAACGCUAUAUAUUGGAAAAUAAGUGUAGUUAUUUGUGCUUAAUAAAAAAUUCCUCAAAUUAAUGUAGUUGACAGUUUGAAAUGUAUUAGAGUUGAAGGCUUUUUAAAAUUGUCUUCUGGAUAGACUAUGUUCAGGGAAAGUGUAAAAAAUGCCAAUUUUUAUCCCUUCUGAUAUUGUCGCUCAGAACAAGCAGAAGGCAAUAGCUCUUUUUAAUAAAAAAUAAGCUGAUAAAGCUGACAAGUGACCCGAUAUUUACAGUUUUAAAACAUUUUCAAUGUUUUAGAAAAAUACUCCGAAUUAUUUGUCGUUUUUGUGUGUAUUGACAAUUGAUGAGACUGAAAUGUCAAGGUGUAACAAAUUGCUUUGAUGAACAUGGAAUGUGGGGAAAUAAAGUUCUCAAUAACAUGGAAAAAAAGUGGCAGAAGAUAAUUGAGAAGCACUGAUGUACACAAUCCAAUGUGUUCCAAUACAAGCGCUGUAUCCAAAAUUAAUUUGGCCCUGUCAAACGUUUGGGAAUGUGUCUUUCUAAAAUGCAUCAAUGGUUAUUUUAAUACUAUUUCUAUUUAAUACUAUAAAGAAUAUUGCAAACCUGA
Molecule: messenger RNA, 3404 nt
Organism: Nerophis ophidion (straightnose pipefish)
Lineage: Eukaryota; Metazoa; Chordata; Actinopteri; Syngnathiformes; Syngnathidae
Gene: srrd
Product: SRR1 domain containing
Exons: 6
Coding region: 124-993 (289 amino acids)
Biological process (GO): microtubule-based process
Cellular component (GO): cytoplasm; nucleus
Source: RefSeq, a predicted model, not a curated record